AUGAAGAUGAUUGUGAAGCUCUCUGCAAUAGCAAUGGUGGUUAUUCUGCUUUUUCUUGCAUCUGGCCUUGCACAAGCUAGGAUCGACCCUUUUCUUCAAACCAACACAAAACCAAUCCUCCUAACUGAGCAAAUUUCUCAUGCACUUAACCAGUAUGCGAAGAUAUCGGCUGACCAAACUUACUGGCCUCCAGUACUAAACGCUUAA
Messenger RNA from Arabidopsis thaliana (thale cress), 207 nucleotides. RefSeq lists its product as uncharacterized. The transcript is spliced from 2 exons. The record is from RefSeq and is marked reviewed. Bases 1 to 207 code for a protein of 68 amino acids. NCBI's taxonomy places the organism in Eukaryota, Viridiplantae, Streptophyta, Magnoliopsida, Brassicales, Brassicaceae.